AUGAAUACUAACUUUAUUACAGAUAACUGCGAAAACCUCUCCGAUGAAAUUCUUAGCGAGAAUGCAUCUAGAUGUAAUGUAAAGAUCUCAGAGAAAAUGAGUGCUAAAAUGAACAAUUCUGCUUUUAAAACUUGCAAAUCAAGAAGAACUGUUAGGGAUAAUGCUACAGACACCGUACUAUUAUCUAAACAGCAAAGAAGUUUUAAAGAAAUGGAUACAAUUCAAUUUAAGAUGUCUUUGAAUUUGCAAACCACAAGGAAAGCAACUGAAAUGAGAAAAUCAAGCAUCUUGAGUAAUGACUCAGAAAUCUCCCCAAAACCCAAAACAGGCUCUCUUCAGAACGAGAUCAGAAAUCUUCUCCGUAAAGCAGCUGAAAUAAGAAGGAAGAGUACAUUUGUUGCAUCUCAAGUCAAGCCUUCAGAAGUUCAACUAGACAAAUUAGAUCUUUCUGAUUUCUCUUUAGAAAGUAGUUCUGAAGGUAGCUCAUCAAAGGAUGACUUUUUCACUUUUGGGGUUAAUAAUUAA
Moneuplotes crassus is the source of this 525-nucleotide messenger RNA. Lineage: Eukaryota; Ciliophora; Spirotrichea; Euplotida; Euplotidae. The record is from the annotation of a GenBank genome assembly.